Lottia gigantea (owl limpet) is the source of this 312-nucleotide messenger RNA. RefSeq lists its product as hypothetical. The record is from RefSeq and is a predicted model, not a curated record. Bases 1 to 312 code for a protein of 103 amino acids. NCBI's taxonomy places the organism in Eukaryota, Metazoa, Mollusca, Gastropoda, Lottiidae. The transcript is spliced from 2 exons.
AUGUGGGCUAAUGAAGACGGGUAUCCACAGUACGUGUAUCCAUCAGCUUACGUUGCUGCACCAGGAGGAGGAGUUCUAGCCGUUCCCCAAUCGCCUUUAUCACCAACAGCUGCUUCCCAAUAUGCCAUCGACUACUCUUCAGCUUAUGCGCAACAGUAUGCUGCAAGCGGGUACGAAGCGUAUCCCUACACAUCGGCAACUACAAAUGGAUACGUCCCAGCUGCAUACACUUACGCUGUUCCUCAGCCCAUAGCAGCUGGAGCCGCAGGUCAUUUCUACCAAGCCCAACAGAUUCAAGAACGAAUGCAGUAA